AUGGUGGCCACAGCAUCAGCAGCCUUGAUAACCCAGACAAUAGAGCAGCACCGGCCGGACCUGGCCCCGCUGCAGGAGCUCUACAAGCACCUGCACCGGAACCCGGAGCUCUCGAACCAGGAGCGCGAGACGGCCGCCACCAUUGCGGCGCGGCUGCGCGCCCUGUCGCCCGAUUUUGUGAUCAAGACCGGCAUCGGCGGGCACGGCGUCGCCGCCGUCCUGCGCCGGGGUAAGAACGGGGGUAAUGAGGGACCCACCGUCCUGCUGCGCGCCGACAUCGACGCCCUGCCCGUCGAGGAGCGCACCGGCCUGCCGUACGCCAGCACGAGGCGCAUGCGCGACGCCCAAACAGGCGUCGACAAGGCCGUCAUGCACGCCUGUGGGCACGACAUGCAUAUCACCACGCUGCUCGGCAGCGCCGCGCUGCUCGUCUCGGCCGCCGCCGCGGGGGUGUGGUCCGGCACGCUGGUCUUGGUCUUCCAGCCCGCUGAGGAGCGCGGCACGGGCGCGCGCGAUAUGGUCGCCGACGGGCUGUACGACCCGCGCCGGCACAAAGUGCCCGUCCCGGACGUCGUGCUGGGCGCGCACGUCGUGCCGGCGCGGACGGGGACGGUGGGCUCGCGGCGGGGGCUCAUCGCUACGAGCGCUGAUAGCAUGCGCAUAACGCUACACGGCCGCGGCGCGCACGCCAGCAUGCCGCACGUCGGGAUUGACCCCGUGGUCAUGGGCGCGAGCGCCGUAUUGAGAUUACAGACCGUCGUGGCGCGCGAGGUGGACCCCUACGCCGACAGCGCCGUCGUCACCGUUGCCAGCUUCCACGCGGGAGACGCCGAGAACGUGAUCCCGGACUCGGCGAGGUUGUCGGUUGAUGUGAGGGCUGUUAGUCAGGGCACGCGGGAGAGGGUGCUGCGACGCGUGCGCGAGGUCGUGCGCUGCGAAUGUGCCGCAUCGAACGCGCCCCGCGAGCCCGAGUUCGAGACCACGCGGGAGUUCCCCACCACAAUCAACGACGACGCCGUCACAGCCCAACUAGAAAAGUGCUUCGCGGCGCACUUUGGGGGUGACAACAACCACAACAACAACGACGGCUACAAGAUAACGUACAACGCCGAAGUCCCGCGCGUGGGCAUGAGCGAGGACUUCGGGGUCCUAGGGUCCGCGGUCGGCAGGCCGUACUGCUUCUGGCUGUACGGCGGCACGGACGGGGCGGUGUGGGAUCACGCGGAGAGGGAGGGCCGGGUCGGGGAGGAUGUGCCGAUCAAUCACUCGGCGUACUUUGCGCCGGCGAUCAUGCCGACGCUGAGGGUCGGUCUUGAUGCGUAUGCCGUUGCGGCUUUGACUUUCUUGGGACGGGGUGAAGGGGUCGAGUGGGGAGUUUAG
Molecule: messenger RNA, 1380 nt
Organism: Anthostomella pinea
Lineage: Eukaryota; Fungi; Ascomycota; Sordariomycetes; Xylariales; Xylariaceae
Source: the annotation of a GenBank genome assembly